Botrytis sinoallii is the source of this 3090-nucleotide messenger RNA. RefSeq lists its product as uncharacterized. The transcript is spliced from 3 exons. Gene Ontology annotation, biological process: regulation of DNA-templated transcription. The record is from RefSeq and is a predicted model, not a curated record. Lineage: Eukaryota; Fungi; Ascomycota; Leotiomycetes; Helotiales; Sclerotiniaceae. Gene Ontology annotation, molecular function: DNA-binding transcription factor activity. Bases 754 to 3090 code for a protein of 778 amino acids.
CCAGAAUGAACAGGAUGAAUAGUAAUCAAACCUCGGAUUUUUUUGAUUCUCCUUCCCCUUGACCACACAUCCACCCACAACCCAACAAUUCUGGGGACAGAUGGAUGAUACUUGAAUGAAAACGUCACAGAUCGGUACAUCUAUCUGCAACAAAGGAACCACAGCCACCGUCAAGCAGGUGGUGCAUCGUAUAUUGAUUAUUAAUCCCUAACUUUAAAUCUGUUGAUGGUUUUAGUUCUUACUUUGCUCACCAGAGCUACCCAAUUACCAAGCAUCAAAUUCCGUGUACCCAGGAUAUCGUACGGAUUUACCUGGACCCUACCGGCUAGACUCAACUCUACUUGCAUCACCUUCCCUUCCAUCUCAAAAGGUUGAGCGGGCAGAGGAAGAAAAGAGAGACGGUACAGUCAAUCGGCUGAAGAAGAAAAGCUGAUAAACCUUGUCUUCAGCCUUCUUGCAUACCCACCCUACCUGGCAUAUACAUAGAAAAGAGAAAAAAACAGAGAAAAUCAAUCUGAUGACUGGAGUAGAAAGAUUAUGCUACUGUCGGCGUUAAUGUGAAUUGUUACUCAACCAAUACUUCAUCCACAAAUCAUUCCACGGCUGACAAGGACGAUAAGAGAAGACAAGACAAACUACUCACCGGUCGAUAUAAGGCGUGGCCGGUCAUAUUAUCGCCGUCUCCAAUAAGUGUGUGCUUGACUUGUCUAUAAAGCCGAUCUGGUCCCACCCCCGCAUUCAAAUUGGUCGAAGAUGAAUUCUUCUUAUGUCAGUCUUCCCAUGCAGCAGGACGAUCGAUAUGCUUUGACAAUUCUUACUGAAGCCGCUAUGCAAACCGAUACUCAAGCUAACUACAAUCCUUCAUCCAAUAAUUUCAAUACAAUGUCAAACGCCACCGGCAAUGUCUUUCUGAGUAGUAAUCUAGCUAAAAACAAUUGUGUCUCGACCGUCCAAGACACCGUUUACCAUUCACGUGCACCGCCUAUCUCGACAUCGAUUUCUUCAUCCGAGAUCAGUAAUCGUCCUACCAAUACAUCGCAAUAUCGUUUUCCACCUUCAAUAUCCAACCUUCUCGGGGACCACACAAGACCUCACCAAAAUAUGCAGACACUUGCUUUCAAUUCCACAGAACGAACCUCACAAGAUACCUUUAUGAACCAUCCAUUCCAAUCAAUCUAUUCCAAUAGUCUAGGAAUUUUGAACGCGGAGAAGUACGAUGAUGGGAGGGGUUCCAUCGGAUCUCAUAAUCCUAAUAUGAUGAAUAUGAAGGGUCAGAUGCAAAAUCAAAUACCAUUUGGAGUGGUGGAGAAGCAUGGAGAUAGCAGUGAUACAAAACCACAAAGUGAAGAGAAUGAGCAUGGACAAGGGAAGAAGCGAAGGAAGAGAGUCAGAAACGAGUCUCCAAAUCUUGAUGACGAUGAUGAUGAUGAAGCUCGAAAAAAGGCGAGAGGGAGACCAAGAGUAGAUACUAAAGAUGAAACUGCUGCUGAUAGGCGAAGAACUCAGAUUCGAAUGGCCCAGAGGGCCUAUCGACAUCGCAAAGAGACAAUAAUUUCUUCUUUAGAGAGGCAAGUCCAGGAACUUAAAGGUACAAAUGAAGAAAUGAAUAAUAUAUUCAUUAACCUCUAUGACUUUGCCAUCAGUAGAGGUCUUCUACAACGCGAGCCGGAGUUUGGUCAACAACUUCAAUCAACUACGCAAAGAUUCCUUGCACUCGCAAAACAAAGUGCAGGCGAUGAAAAUCCAAGGCAUAGAGAUGACUCGCCAGAUAAUACCACACAUGAAUCUCAUGGUGAGGCCAAACAUUCUUUGACAAGUCAGAACACUCAACACCCGCCUCCCCUUAUUCUGCUCUCAGAUGAGCCGACUACUACCGAGACGAUAAACCCGUGGGGCGGAUACACUGUAACGAAGGAUAAUAGUUCCGAAGAAGAAGAAACGCAGAUCGAAUUUAAUCAAAACGACACAGAAGAACCUAGACAAUAUGAGAUAAUCAGCAGGGCAACUGAAGAUAACGCGAGUUUUCCUUACGACUGGACGAGCAUUCAACAAUACCGAGUCGAGAUACAUUCUCCUACCAGUAACUAUUUCUUCCAAAGCUUUUACCCUCACGCCGAAGUCCCGCUUCCAACUACACAUUCCUACUUUGAACUUUCAUUUGCACGUAGAGUGCACCGCGCAACGAUGGAACAAGGCUACAAGUUACUCACAAUGCCAAAUCCUCCACAACAACAAUUCGAAAAGGCAUUUGGCUAUUGCUUGAAAUAUGAAACCAAGGAAGAAUGCAUCGCGCGAUUUCAAAGGGUUCUGAAUACUUCAUCAAAGGAUUCUCUUCAGAAUUGGCGCUAUCCAUUAGUUCACCCUGGAGGAUCGGGUACAUACUAUCCCAAUCAAGACUCUGAUACUGAUAAUGAGUUGAUGCCCAAAUUCCGUACCGGAUUCUCUAUGGGCCCCUUUCCCACAGCCUUCACACCAUUACUAGAAAACAUCAGUUCUGAUAUGAAAUGUACCCUUCCUGGGUUUGAAGGCGAGUUUUUUGAUCCUAAUGACGUUGAAGGUUAUCUCAGAGGUCAUGGAUUCGAUCUUCAUCCAGGUGCCGACUAUAUCACAGGUCAAAUAGAACUUGAGGUUUCUUCCGAUGCCCACAGUCCAGGGACUGCUAGUACUGACUCGAUAUUCCCACCUACACCUCGGAGUCUAGUUGGCAAAGCCCUUGAUGAAACCAAUAAAAAUGCGUAUAAUCUCGAUUAUAUCAAUGGUAACCUAAAUAAAGAAGCUCAAGCUAGUGGUAUUUCCCAGUUUCUGACAUUUCCAUCAUGGAAUGCUAGUAUCCCCAGAGGGGCUAAUCCUCUUGAUUUAUCCGGUCCAAUAUUUGAUGGUACAGCCGGUCCCAAUUCUGAAACUUCGAGUCCCAAAGUUAGUACCAAUAGUAAACGCUAUACGGAGAAACGUACUGUGACUAUUAAAGUCGAAACCCUGAUCAGAGAAUUGAUUGGUGUUGCAUGCUGCUUGGGACGUGCCCCUGGAUACAGACGAGCCGAUAUGGAUGCUGCGAUCAUAAAUGCAGCAAGAGAAACUGGGUUUGAAUGA